This is a messenger RNA of Lytechinus pictus (painted urchin), 450 nucleotides long. RefSeq names its product WD repeat-containing protein 89-like. The record is from RefSeq and is a predicted model, not a curated record. Gene Ontology annotation, molecular function: protein binding. The coding region runs from base 1 to 435 and encodes 144 amino acids. Lineage: Eukaryota; Metazoa; Echinodermata; Echinoidea; Temnopleuroida; Toxopneustidae. The transcript is spliced from 5 exons.
AUGGUGUGUUCAGAUCAUACCAUCAAAUUGGUCGGUAAAGAUUCCAUGUCAUCACGAGGUCAACUCACAGGUCACAGUGGACCUGUUUCAGGUGUAAGCUUUGCACAUAGAAACCCAUUCACAGUAUUCUCAUCAUCAAGAGAUGGUACCGUCAGAUGUUGGGACACGCGGAUGAAAAGAAACAAAGCUCCCCAAGUUUUUACAGGUUACGAGGGAAAUUCUUUCACAAGCUUUGACAUCAACUCCACCGAUGACAUUUUAAGUGCUGGUACCGAAGCAGUAGAUAAUGAUGCAUACCUCAUGUUUUGUCCUGGAUGUUGUCCUGUGAGUGAUGAUUACCUGAAGCCCAUCCCGAGGGGAGAGCAUCGGGCAGCCGAACAUCCAAAGAGCCCAAUUAAACUUGACAGUUUAAAAGUCUCCCAAUUUCCCAUCUAGACAACAUAACUUAAC